AUGCAGAUCACCAGCGUUAUGCUCAGCCUUGCCAGUCUCGGCCUGAACGUUCUCCCUGUUCAGGCCGGGCCUAUUCCUGGCGCUGAAGCUGCUCUGGCAGCGCGUCACGUCUAUUCUCCCGAUGUUGACGAAGCUCCCGUUGAGAAGCGCCACGUCUACUCUGUCGACAAGGACGAGGUUGAGAAGCGCCACGUCUACUCGCCUGAUGUCGAUGAGACACUCAACAAGCGUCAUGUCUACUCUGUCGACAAGGACGAGGUUGAGAAGCGUCACGUCUACUCCCCUGAUGUCGACGAGACACUCAACAAGCGUCAUGUCUACUCCGUUGAUAAGGACGAGGUCGAAAAGCGUCACGUCUACUCCCCGGAUGUUGACGAGACCCUCAACAAGCGUCACGUCUACUCUGUCGACAAGGACGAGACCUCCGUUGCCAAGCGCCACGUCUACUCUGUUGAUAAAGACGAGGUUGAGAAGCGUCACGUCUACUCCCCUGAUGUCGACGAGACUCUCAACAAGCGUCAUGUCUACUCUGUCGAUAAGGACGAGGUCGAGAAGCGCCACGUCUACUCCCCCGAUGUUGAUGAGGCUCCCGUUGCCAAGCGCCACGUCUACUCUGUCGACAAGGACGAGGUCGAGAAGCGCCACGUCUACUCCCCCGAUGUUGAUGAGGCUCCCGUUGCCAAGCGCCACGUCUACUCUGUUGACAAGGAUGAGGUCGAGAAGCGUCACGUCUAUUCCCCCGACGUUGACGAAGCUCCCGUUGCUAAGCGUCACGUCUACUCUGUUGACAAGGAUGAGGUCGAGAAGCGUCACGUCUACUCUCCCGAUGUCGAUGAGGCCCCCGUCGCUAAGCGUCACGUCUACUCUGUCGACAAGGACGAGGUUGAGAAGCGCCACGUCUACUCUCCUGAUGUCGAUGAGGCCCCCGUCGCUAAGCGUCACGUCUACUCUGUCGACAAGGACGAGGUUGAGAAGCGUCACGUCUACUCCGUCGACAAGGAUGAGACUUCCGCCUAA
Messenger RNA from Colletotrichum fioriniae, 1017 nucleotides. RefSeq lists its product as uncharacterized. Lineage: Eukaryota; Fungi; Ascomycota; Sordariomycetes; Glomerellales; Glomerellaceae. The record is from RefSeq and is a predicted model, not a curated record.